AUGAAUGUCAGAGAGAAGGUCAAAAUCGUAAUUACGGUAGCUUCUGUUGUCGCUGUGACAGUUCUGUUCGUGGCGGAGUAUAGGCGGCGCCGCCAUCACCGGAGGAAGCAGACAUCUCCGUUAAGCUCCUGUUAUCUGCAUUCAGAGCUUAAGCCGCAGUUCGGUUUCAAACGCGUUCUUGCGGAUAACUCUUACACUGGAUUCAAACACUUGAAGUUGGACGAUGUGCCUUCCUCCAUAGAGAAACCUUCUAAUUGUCAUCCAUAUGAGAGUGAGAUCAAUGUCUUGUUAGAGAAUCCUCUACUUGAAUUUGGCUUUUUGAAGGGAGAGUUUCCAUUGGAAAUGAGUGAUUCGUAUGUGUGGGUUGAGACGGAGUCGAAGUUGAAGGAACUUGCAAAAACAUUGUCAAAAGAAAAUGUUUUUGCAGUUGAUACUGAGCAGCAUAGUUUGCGGUCAUUUCUUGGUUUCACUGCUCUAAUUCAGAUUUCUACACAAGAGGAAGACUUUUUGGUGGACACGAUUGCAUUACAUGAUGCAAUGAGUGUUCUUCGUCCUGUUUUCUCUGAUCCUAAUAUUUGCAAGGUGUUUCAUGGGGCUGACAACGACGUUAUCUGGCUUCAAAGAGACUUCCAUAUAUAUGUUGUUAACAUGUUUGAUACUGCCAAGGCAUGUGAGGUGUUGUCAAAGCCUCAAAGGUCGUUGGCGUACUUACUUGAGACAGUCUGUGGAGUGGCUACUAACAAAUUGCUUCAGCGUGAAGAUUGGAGACAGCGUCCACUCUCCGCGGAGAUGGUGCAAUAUGCGAGAACAGAUGCACACUAUCUUCUCUAUAUUGCUGAUAAAUUGACUGCUGAGCUCAAACAGCAAGGCACUGAAGAUUCAUCUAGCCGCGAUGACAGAUUCCAUUUUCUUCUCGAGGCUAUUAGGCGAUCAAACAUGACUUGUUUGCAAUUGUACACGAAAGAAACCGAAGACUUUCCUGGGAAUGCUGCUGCUUCCUCAUUAAUUUAUCGGCAUUUAAAUGGUCACGGAGAUAACUCUACCAUCUCCUUGGAUGCAGAGUUUCAGGAGCUUGUAAGGGAACUUUGUGCAUGGAGAGACUUAAUGGCACGGAUUCAUGAUGAAAGCACACGAUAUGUGUUAUCUGACCAGGCUAUUGUUGCUCUUGCUAGUAAGAAGUCAACUACAACCGAAGAUGUAUAUGAUGCAAUAGCUCAAGCUGAUUUGGCUACAGAGUCUUCUCCAAGCUUGAAUUUAUCAAUACAGUCCUCCCCAUCUCCGGUUAUUUGUAGUCAUUUGGAUGAUAUCUAUCAAAUGACUCAGGACAAUGUGGCUAAGAUAGAUGAUAUUUUACCACUGGUUCUUCAGAAAUGCUUGGGAACAGAUGGAACCUGUCCUAUCUCUAUCUUCAAUUACUCUCUCUUGGUAAACUUCAGCACAAAGCUAUCUACUCGCUCUGCUCCUCCCAAGCAAAAUGGACAUAAGAACAACUUCAAGCAGUUCACUCGAAAGGCAUCGAGAGAGCUCUUUGUCAAGAAGUUUUCAUGCAAGGCUCCUGUUUAUCACAACUGCAGAAUAUACGCAAACGAUGGACGGUUGCUAUGUUACUGCGAUAGAAGGAAACUUGACUGGUAUAUGAACCGAGGUCUUGCAAAGCUAGUCGAAGAAGAUCCGCCUGCGAUAAUGCUUUUGUUCGAACCUAAAGGACGACCGGAAGAUGAAGGGAAUGAUUUUUAUAUCCAGACCAAGAAGAAUAUCUGUGUUGGAUGUGGAGAAGGGAAUCACUAUCUGCGUUACAGGAUCAUACCUUCUUGCUAUAGAGUCCAUUUCCCGGAGCACCUGAAAAGUCACAGGUCUCAUGACAUUGUUCUACUUUGUGUGGAUUGUCAUGAAGUUGCUCAUGCUGCUGCAGAGAGGUACAAGAAACAGAUCGCUACAGAGUUUGGGAUUCCUCUUUUCGUCCGUAGAGUACUUGAUUCAAAAGAAGCACAAGGGACAUCAUCAUCUUCAAUGGAGUAUGAAUCAAACGGUAACUCUGAGGAUGCAGGUGUCUCUCCAUUACAUCUUAGAACAGCUGCAAUGGCGCUCUUGCGACAUGGGAACCGAAUGCCAUCAAGUCGCCGUGACGAAUUGUUGCAGACUGUGAAGAUGUAUUACGGUGGAAGAGACGUAUCUGAAGAAGAUUUGGAAAGAGCUUUACUCAUCGGGUUGAGCCCUCACGAGAGAAGAAAACUCGAAAGAAAGAAAAGUGGUUCCAUUAUUGGUCUUAUGGACAAACAAGAAACCAGUAACAAUGAUACUGCUGGAAACAGCUUCGCAUCUUCUGAUGGUGAUGAAGCUCCUGCAGUUUCUGAGAAUCAUAUGAAUGCAGAAAGUAGCGUAGUUGAUGAAGAUAGUGGAAAUGGUGCAAGUGGAGGAGAUGGAGCAGCUACAGAGCUAAAUGAUACUCAAUGUAACGGAAACACUAUGCACCAACAGAACUCGAAACUCUCUUUGCUAGGACAUGGACCGCACGGGAAACAGAUUGUAGAGUAUCUGUUGAAGGAACAUGGAGAUGAUGGUGUUCGUGAUUUCUGUCGAAGGUGGAGGAAAGUCUUUGUUGAUGCUGUUCAUCCUCGCCAUUUGCCUGGUGGCUGGGAUGUUAGUCACAGUGGUCGGAGAGACUUUGGCGAAUUCAGCGUUUAUAAUCCCACAAAGAGAGUCUCCACCGGGUAA
This is a messenger RNA of Microthlaspi erraticum, 2715 nucleotides long. NCBI's taxonomy places the organism in Eukaryota, Viridiplantae, Streptophyta, Magnoliopsida, Brassicales, Brassicaceae. The record is from the annotation of a GenBank genome assembly.